Molecule: messenger RNA, 5513 nt
Organism: Chironomus riparius
Lineage: Eukaryota; Metazoa; Arthropoda; Insecta; Diptera; Chironomidae
Source: the annotation of a GenBank genome assembly
UCUCGCGAAAAUCGCAAGCUUGCGAUUCACCUUAUUUAAGUUUACUUUAGUUUUAGAAUUAUUUUUCUCAUUAAAUUAACUUUUAAGUUUGUUACUUUUUGUUAAGUUCUACAUAACGAAAAAGAAACGAAAAUCGAAUUUUACGAAAAACAAAAUAUUUUUAAACGCAUCUGUGACUAGUGAUAGAGAAUUGCACUGACUGACUGAAUUUAAUUUAAAUUUACUGCAAAGUGUGAUAAAGAAGAAGGAAAAUUCUCAAGGAAAUUUCGUUUAAAAAAAGCAGAUAAGAGACUUUUGUUGUUAAAAUUAGAAAAUCGACUUUUUUUUGUGAGAAAAAAAAAAUAAAUUUUACUUCAAUUGACAUUUUUGUCGCAUUACAUUGCAUUGUUUAGUGCUGUCUCUCGAAACUGGAAGUGAUUUUUAUUGUGACAGACUUUGAAUAAUUGGAUCAGUGGAGCAAAAAAAAGUUUCCACAGUGACUGUGUGAAGAAAAAUAAAUCAAAAAAUCAUCAAAAUUUUUCGGAGAAAUUUGCGUCACUUGCACUUGUGAUCUCAUUUCUCAUAGUGAACCUAACGACGUUGAGAGAGAAAAAUUCAUUAUCAUCUGUAAGAAGAAAAAGAUCGGCUGACUUGCUUUGAGAAUUGAGAAUAAAGCUGUGUAUACACACAUCGAGGCAAUCCCAGAAUUUUAUGAUUUUUUUUUUCUUCUCUCUACAAAGUUAAUUGAGUUCAACGUCUUAGUUUGUUGUAAGCAUUCAAGACGAGCAUUGUUGUACAUAACUACACAACAUUUUUUUUUUUAAAAUAAAUCGAUUCGCGAUGAUGGAGAUGAUAACGAAUACCGACGGAGAUUCUAAUAUGGUUUCUAAGAAGCCCCCAUUGCCACCAACAAAGUCAAAAAUUCCAUUUAAAAUAGCUGCUGACAAGAUAAAGUCACAGUGUCAGUGGAAGAUCGAUGAGGAGAAUGCACAACAAAUUCAAAAGUUGGGGGCAAUGAAUGAGAAAUUAAAUCUCGAAAUUUCCGAUUUUAGGAAGCAAUUGCAUCAUGAGAGAAGCGCUGUCAGAGAAUUGAGAGCCACACAUGACAGUGAAUAUCGGAAGUUAAAAAACGAGACGAAAAAGCUACUGGAAGUGAUUGUAAAUGUUAAGAAAUCAGCAGCAAAUAAUUCAAAUAAAUACAAAACAGACAUUUGUAAGCUCGCAGAGGAAAUGACAGCAUUAAAAGAUGCCAAGAAUGUACUUGAAAAGAAAUUCAAAAACUGCAAUUGUACAUCCGCUGCUGCUAUUACUUCCAUGGUCAUAUCGAAAGGAAAUAAAACAAUUUCAAACAUAAACGAACAAACAAAAGUCGAUCAGAUUACGGCAACGGCAAAGGCAGAAAUCCAGAAACUGCUUGAAGAAUUAAAAUCAAAAGAACGAGAAGUUUCCAGCAUGAAGAAGCAAAUAAAGAAGAAUGAAUCUCAGAUGCGAGCAGCAACAACAACGACUAAUAUUAUUGGCAACACAAGUUGUGAGAUGGAGGAGAAAUCACCAGAAUCGCAGGUCACAACGUCGUGUGUUGAGUUGAAAGGUGAACGUUUUGUAACGCAUGUGGAUUUAUCGGAACCAAUGCAUCAUCAAUCAGAAGAAUCAGCAUUCAAGACAUUCAUAAAGAUGGAAAAUAACAGCAUAAAUUCAAAUACAAUAGUGCCGCACCUCGAUAUGCGAACUAUAAAGCCAUCAUCAAAUGCAACGACGAUCAUUGAGGUUAAAGAAAGUCAUUCGACAUUACAGCAACAUCAGAAGAUGCAAGGUUCACACAGUUCACUGUCAUCAACAACAUUGUGUUGUGGAGACGAUGAGAAAAAGUCCUUGGAUUUACUACAGAAGAAAUAUGAAGACAUGAUAAAGGAAUUGAAUGAUUCGCAUAAGAGGAUUGAAGAACUAGAGAAGUCACUUGAGGAGCAAUACAAUAAUAUUGUGAAUAAAGAUCGAGUACAAGAUCGAAUGAAAUAUUUAGAGGAGCGUGAGAAGCGCCUGGAGAAAGAAAGCCAUGAAUUGCGUGAACAAAAUGAAUUGCUCGAAUUUAGAAUACUGGAAUUGGAGGAGAAUCAAGAUAAAUGGUCUCUACGCAGUAAUUUAACACCAGACUCGAAAGACACUUGCAAUUGCUGGCGUGAGAAGGAAUCUGACGAUCUAAUGAUGAUGACAAUGUCAUCUGAUUCGGGCAUCACAUCACCAAACAGUCACCAUUUAGACGAUCACCAGAGCGUGUCACCAUGCUCAAUUUCGCUAAUGGAUCAAUUACCAACAGAUGAUAUGCGUGCGCACAUUAUCAAGAUGUCGAAGAGAUCAUUCUAUAAUGACGAUGAUAAACUUUGUUUCUCACAAAUGUUGAUGCUAUUGAAUAGCUUGGAGGCAUUGUCUCAUGAACAGAGUAUUAUUGGUGAUGAAUUUUCAUCUAUGGAUUAUUCAAUGGACAAGAUCAAAACAUCACCAUCAAGAAUUCCAGAACCAAUAUUGCCACUAUCAAUACAAAAUUUCAACAGCCAACCACAACAGUCUACAGCAUCGUCAUCACCACCAAAGCAUCAAAAGAUGAUCGCCACAGUACAACCAUACACAACAACACAAAAUAUGAAGGCAAUAGCCGAGCCAAAGAAAGAAACUUUUGAUGAUCAUAAUCUUGUGACCCAAGAGACUCAAACGGAAUCAGUUGAUGAUGCGUUGAAGCAGACAAAUGCUGAACUUUAUGCCGAAAUUGAGAAACUCAACCGUUUCAGAAAGAAAGUGGAAGAGUCGACAACAAGCGUCUCCAAAAACUCAGCUCAAGUGAUGUCAACGGGCUUUGAUGCCAUUGAGCGACGACACCUUAAAUUUUAUGAGGAACGAAUGAAGAUGCUUGAAGGUAAAUUGGAAGUCUAUGAGAGCUGUGGCGAUGUGCAACUUAAGAUCUUAUCGAAACGUCUCGAACGUGAGACACAGUUGGAAUCGAGACUUAAUAUUCUCGAGGAUUCGUUAAUGAAAUUGGAAGAGAAGAAUCAGGAACUUGAAGAGGAGAAUUGUGAAUUGGAAGAGAUUGAAAAUGAGACAAGACUUCGUUGGCAAAAACUUGAAGAGGAUUAUGAAGUCAUGACACAAAGAAAUUCAGAGCUUGAAAUGAGCAAGAUGACCUAUCAGGAGAAAUAUGAUGAAGCACGUGACAGUGUCGAAUACCUCGAAGAAUGCCUUCAAGGAUCUGAAGAACGAAUUAAGGCAUUGGAAACAAAUGAAAAUGAACUUAAACGACGUCUAGCCAUAUCCCAAUCCUUUAUACCAGCUGUUGCACUCUUCCAAAUGUGGAAAAUGAAAAAGAUUCAAAUACCAAUGAUGAUCAAGUCAUCCAAACCAGCUUCAUCGUCAUCUCAUAUUGAGGUACCGGACGAUCAUCCAAUCCACAAGAAAUUGCUUGAAUCACAGGCACGUGAACGACAGCUGACGCAAAACAUUAAUGACCUCAAUCGUGCAUAUCAAGAGACACUCGAGAAUGCUGACAACUUGUGGGCACAAAUGGAGAAAGAGUACAAAGAUAAAAUUGCUCAUUACGAGAAAAUGGAAGUGAAUUUGAGAUCAAAAAUUCAACAGCUGGAAAAGCGAUUAAUUAAAGAUACGGAAGAUGCUCAUGAACGCAUAGCGGCAUUAGAAGAUAAUGAAUAUCAACUCAAGAACCGUGCUGGUAAAUUAAGUCGUGAAUUGAAGGAACAACAGAAGAAAAAUUCUGAACUGUAUGAAGAAUUGAGUUUUUCAAAAGAUGAAUAUCAGAAACUUCAAGCCUAUAUUAAUGGACCGUUAGCUGAUGCACUUGAGAAAGAGAAACGUAAAUUGAGACGAGCUGAAGAAGAUCUCACGGUCGUUAGGAAUGCAUUGAAAGAAAAUGAAACUGCACAUAAAAAUGAACAAAACCUUCUCAAACGACAGUUACAGAAGAUGCACAAAGAGCUUAGAAAUUUUGAAGUGACGAAUGGUGAAUUGAAAGAGGAAGUUGAGACAUUGGAACGAAGAAUUAUCGAACUUGAAUCAUAUCGAGUCGGUGAUAAAAAUCGAAUUCAGGAACUUAUUGAUGAGUUAGAAACUAAGGCACAACAAAAUAAUUGCAAUACAAAUAAUAAGCCAUUAAGACCAUUGCGUUCUGUAAACAAUGCACAAGUGCGAUCAUUAGCACAAGAAUUGAACCAAAAACCCACAAUUAUGCCAAGACAGAAGACAGUUAUUCCCAUUGAGAGAAGUGCUUUUGCCGAUGCCAUUGAGAAGUUUGAGGUAGGUUCCUGUGAACAUUUACAGAAGGAAUAUUAUAAUCACAAUUUUGAUCAGAAGCGGGAAAUUAAAAGUCUUGCUGACUGCAUCAUCUCAAAUGCUGAAAAUAACGGCUUUGUACCUGUAAAGAGAUCUUUUGUUGAGGAGGCACGUCAAAAGUUCGCAAAAUGGGUGUGAAAGACGAGACUGGUAAUAGCAAAAAAUAAACUCAAAUUCGCAUAGCUAUUAGCACAUUUAAUAAUGAGACGGAAUGACAAGCUUAUUCAUCAAACCAAACAGUGAGAAAUAAAAUCAACAAUGAGAUAGAAAAUUGCCGAUGCUUCCGAUUUUUAAUAUUCUUUUCUACAAUUUUUUAUUGACAAUUUGACACCAUCGAUGAAGUUGGCACGAAUGGCUUUUUUUUUCGAUGUAGAAAGAAAAGAGAAGAGGAACGUAAAUUAAGAAAAUAAUAAAAUGGCAUUUAUAAUGAGACAAUAAGUGAGCCGAAUAUGUCUGAAUUAAGUAAUUUGGAAGAUUUAUGAUGUGUAGGAGACACACACAUGGCUUUGUGACAAAACGACGAAUAUUUUUGUAUAAAAUAAUUUUAAUGGUGAUGAAAAAUAGAAAAAAAAUCAAAAUUUUAAGGCACAACUUGUGUGUCUGUCAAUAAUAUCCUUUAUUAGAAAUUUCCGUAAAUAUAGUUUGAUCCCUUUUUGUGGCAAUCUAGUCCUGAUUAUAGUUGUUAUAGUAAUUACAAAAAAUUUUAUUCAAAUACUAAUAAAAUUAGCCUAGUGAUAAGCUGUAAGAUCUGCAUCGAAAGUUUCUCGAAACCCAAUAGCUAAGCCACUUGCAUUUAUGAACAUUGACAUGGGUGUUUUGGUGGAUAAAUUGGGAUAAACUUUUAAGCUUUAGAAUUUAAAUCGAAUUUUUGAUAAUUCUUAGAUUUACAGCAAUCUAAUCACUAGGAUUCGAAAAAUAAUUUUAUAUUCAAUAAGAGAAAAAUUCAUGUUCAAAAAAUUAAAGAUUUUAAUGAAAAAAAUAAAAAUUAGAAAAAAACUUGAAAAAACUUCAAACGAACUUUUAAAAUUCAAAUUAAGAGCUUUGCGAGAAGAGAAAACGAGAGCUUUUUUACAAGAAUUGUAAAUUUUUAAAAGUUGUGAAGAAAAAAGUUUUGUAAAAAAUAUUUUAAAAUUGUGUAGAAAAUUUUACUAACAGAAAAAAAAGUUGUAAUAAAUAAAAGAGAUGUUGAGAGAAAAAGCACA